AUCUUAAUUGAUCAUUCUAAUUAGGGUUUAAGUCUUUCACUUAAUUCCUAGCUAAGAAUUAAGACAAAAUGAGAAGUCAAUUAGUACUAACUUGUCUUGUUUUUCUAUGUCUUGUUGUUGGUGGAGUUGCUUGGGAUGAUGCAAAGAAUGAAGACUAUUCAAGAAAGAGUACUUGGGGUGCAAGGAACGACGAAGACGUUCCAAGGAAUGAAGAAUAUGGUGAAAGGAAGGCUUGGGGUUUAAGCAAUGCUUGGGAUGCACUCAAGAAUGUUUGGGGUCCAAGGAACUCAAAUGUACCACGAAAGAACUACUAUCAAAGCACUCAUUGUCCAAAUGUUGAACAACUUAUUAGAGAUAUCACUUGGAGCAAAGUUGCACAAGACCCUACCUUGGGUGCUAAAUUGCUUCGAAUCCACUACCAUGAUUGUUUCGUUAAGGGGUGUGAUGCAUCCAUAUUGCUAGACAAAGUUGGUUCAGAUGAUUCAGAGAAGGAGGCUAGGCCAAAUCUCUCUUUGGCUGGUUUCGAAGUAAUUGAUGAUAUCAAGCGAGAAGUUGAGGCUAAAUGUCCCGGCAUUGUUUCUUGUGCUGACAUUUUAGCUCUAGUUGCUCGUGAUGCUGUUUCUUAUCCUUUUAAAACUUCAAUGUGGGAAGUGGAGACUGGAAGAAAAGAUGGAUUUGUUUCCCUUGCAAGUAAUGUGAAUGGAAACUUACCUUCACCAUUCUCAGAUUUUGCAACCCUAAAACAAAUCUUUGCAAACAAAGGCCUAAAUGUCGAUGAUCUCGUUGCAUUAUCAGGUGCUCACACAAUUGGUGUUGCUCAUUGUGGAGCAUUCUCAAGGAGACUUUUCAAUUUCAGUGGCAAAGGUGACAUGGAUCCAUCUCUCAAUGCUACAUAUGCUAAAGAUUUGAAAGAUGUAUGCCCAAAUCCAGCCAAUCCAGCUACAAUUGUUGAAAUGGACCCUAUGAGUUCAACUUCAUUUGAUAGCAAUUAUUUCAACAUUCUUAUUAAUCAAAACAAAGGGUUGUUCCAAUCUGAUGCUGCACUUCUCAAUGACAAAGACUCAGUCAUUGUCAUCAAGAAAUUGCAAGAUGAUAACACUUUCUUUUCCGAGUUUGCGAAAUCCAUGAAGAAAAUGGGAGCCAUUGAACUCCUUACUGGAAAUUCUGGAGAAAUCAGGAAGAAUUGUCGCGUCAAAAUUGUUGCGGGUGCAAGGAAUGUACUCCGCAACAACUUCUAUAAGAGCACUCCUCGUCCCAAUGCUGAACAACUUAUUAGAGAUAUCACUUGGAGCAAAGCGAAAAUUGAUGUUAAUUUGGGUGCUAGAUUGCUUCGACUACACUACCAUGAUUGUUUCCUUAGGGGGUGUGAUGCAUCCGUAUUGUUGGAUACAGAGGGAACAGAACAGUCAGAGAAGGAGGCUGUACCAAAUCUCUCUUUGGGUGGUUUCGAUGUAAUUGAUGAUAUCAAGAAACAAGUUGAGGCUAAAUGUCCUGGCAUUGUUUCUUGUGCUGACAUUUUAGCUUUAUCUGCUCGUGAUGCUGUUUCUUUCCCUUUGUUUGCAUGCAGUUUGUGGGAAGUGGAGACAGGAAGAAAAGAUGGAAAUGUUUCCCUUGCAAGUGAAGUGACCUCACACUUGCCUUUACCAGAUUCAAAUAUUUCAACCCUUCUACAACUCUUUGAAAAAAAAGGCCUAAAUGUCAAUGAUCUCGACGCAUUAUCAGGUGCUCACACAAUGGGUGUUGCUCAUUGUGGAACAUUUUCAAGGAGAUUUUUCAAUUUCAGUGGCAAAGGUGACAUGGAUCCAUCUCUCAAUGCUACUUAUGCUAAAGAUUUGAAGGAUGUAUGCCCAAAUCCAGCCAAUCCAGCUACAAUUGUUGAUAUGGACCCUUUGAGUUCAACUUCAUUUGAUAGCAAUUAUUUCAACAUUCUUAUUAAUCAAAACAAAGGGUUGUUCCAAUCUGAUGCUGCACUUCUCAAUGACAAAGACUCAGUAAUUGUCAUCAAGAAAUUGCAAGAUAAUAACACUUUCUUUUUCGAGUUUGCGAAAUCUAUGAAGAAAAUGGGAGCCAUUGAAGUUCUUACUGGAAAUGCUGGACAAAUCAGGAAGAAUUGUCGCGUCAAAAACUAA
This is a messenger RNA of Solanum pennellii, 2129 nucleotides long. RefSeq lists its product as uncharacterized. NCBI's taxonomy places the organism in Eukaryota, Viridiplantae, Streptophyta, Magnoliopsida, Solanales, Solanaceae. Bases 69 to 2129 code for a protein of 686 amino acids. Gene Ontology annotation, biological process: response to oxidative stress; hydrogen peroxide catabolic process. Gene Ontology annotation, cellular component: plasmodesma; plant-type cell wall. The transcript has 8 exons. Gene Ontology annotation, molecular function: peroxidase activity; heme binding. The record is from RefSeq and is a predicted model, not a curated record.